GAGCACGGGCUCCCUCGGUCGGAUACGGUGCGGGCGGGCUCAGGAGGGGCGGAGCCGGCGGCAGAGAGUGAUUCGGGCGGGCGUAACUGCGAACUUUUGUUUGGUGUGUUGUGUGAGUUAGUUUCCGCCGCCGGGACAGAGGCGCCGGCCGGGCUGGGCCGGGCUCGGGGAAGCGCCGCACGGCCAGAGUUGUUUUGCCAGUUGCCGCGGGCGGGUCGGCUUCCCGACCGAGGGGUGAGAAGCACCGGCGACAGCAGGACGAGCCCGCGGCCCGGGGAGCGGGGCAUGCGGGACUGGGAAUCCGGGCUCUGAGCCGCCGAGCCCCGCCAGGGAAGCGCCGGGGGGUCCCGACGGAGCCAUGGAUCCUGGGCAGCCUCAAACGCAGCAGCCGCCGCAGGCAGCGCAGCCCCCGGCCUCGCAGCAGCAGCAGCCGCCGCCGCAGCCCCCUGGCCCGGUGUCGGGGGCCCCGGCCGGCGCGGCGCAGCCCCCUGGUGCGGGGCCCCCUCCGGCGGGGCACCAGAUCGUCCAUGUGCGGGGCGACUCGGAGACCGACUUGGAGGCGCUGUUCAACGCCGUGAUGAACCCCAAGGGCGCCAACGUGCCACACACGCUGCCCAUGCGACUGCGGAAACUGCCCGACUCCUUCUUCAAGCCGCCCGAGCCCAAGGCCCACUCCCGCCAGGCCAGCACUGAUGCCGGGACAGCAGGAGCCCUGACCCCUCAGCAUGUCCGAGCUCAUUCCUCUCCAGCAUCACUGCAGCUGGGAGCUGUUUCUCCAGGGACACUUACACCCUCUGGAGUAGUGACUGGACCUGGAGCUCCAUCUUCUCAACACCUCCGCCAGUCUUCUUUUGAGAUCCCUGAUGAUGUACCUUUGCCACCAGGUUGGGAGAUGGCUAAGACACCAUCUGGACAGAGAUACUUUCUUAAUCACAUUGAUCAAACAACAACAUGGCAAGAUCCUAGGAAGGCCAUGCUUUCCCAGAUGAAUGUUACAGCUCCCACCAGUCCUUCUGUGCAGCAGAACAUCAUGAACUCAGCAUCAGGCCCACUCCCCGAUGGAUGGGAACAAGCUAUGACCCAGGAUGGAGAAAUUUACUACAUAAACCAUAAGAACAAGACCACAUCUUGGCUAGACCCAAGGCUUGACCCACGCUUUGCCAUGAAUCAGCGAAUCAGCCAAAGUGCUCCAGUCAAACAGCCACCUCCUCUGGCUCCUCAGAGUCCCCAGGGUGGUGUGAUGGGAGGGAGUAGCUCCAAUCAGCAACAACAGAUGAGACUUCAGCAGCUACAGAUGGAGAAAGAAAGGCUGAGACUGAAGCAUCAAGAACUGCUUCGGCAGGUGAGGCCACAGGAAUUGGCUCUCCGUAGCCAGCUUCCAACAAUGGAACAAGACGGUGGAUCUCAAAACCCGGUGUCAUCUCCUGGAAUGUCUCAGGAACUGAGAACAAUGACUACAAAUAGUUCUGAUCCCUUUCUUAACAGUGGAACAUAUCACUCCAGAGAUGAAAGCACAGAUAGUGGACUUAGCAUGAGCAGUUACAGUGUACCCAGAACCCCAGAUGACUUCCUGAACAGUGUUGAUGAGAUGGAUACAGGUGACAGUAUCGGCCAAAGUAACAUACCAUCCCAUCAGAACCGUUUCCCAGACUACCUUGAAGCCAUUCCAGGGACAAAUGUGGACCUUGGGACACUGGAAGGAGAUGGAAUGAAUAUAGAAGGAGAAGAACUGAUGCCAAGUCUGCAAGAGGCUUUGAGCUCUGACAUCCUUAAUGACAUGGAAUCUGUCUUGGCAGCCACCAAGCUAGAUAAAGAGAGUUUUCUUACUUGGUUAUAGGGGCCUCAGGGAGACUGAAUUCUAAAUCUGUGAAGGAUCUAAGGAGAUUAGGACAUCUGUAUCUGAAGUUCAGAACAAGCCAGUGUGGUGCACUUUGGCUUGUGUUCAGAAAAAGUAAAUGAACAAAUACUCAACAAGUUUGUUUGGGUUUGCUCUUCCUUGUCCAUCGCUGCUGUUAUAUAUUGCUGACUUUUUUUCACAGUUGACUCUGAAGAACAGACAUCUUGAUCUUUUUCUAUUGCUGUUGCAACUACUGUUGGAGGGGGGGUGGGGAGGGAUGAUGAGCCUAUUUUGGAUGACGAAUGCCAUUCCUUUUGUCCUAGUGUGCGCUUGCGUAUCAUUUUAUCUAAGUACUCAGAUUUGAGAGUUAAUUUCUGCAUGUCACUGCUUGUAGUUUGCUCAGCUAGUUGUCUCCUGCUGCCUGUGGCAAGUGGUAAAACAUGACAUACUGGGGUGACAAGCCAAAAAUGAUGUAUCUGGUCAAAAGAAGUCAAUACUGAUUUGGAGAUACGACGUAAAGGAGGGCUGAAGACUGUUUGGCAUUAAGUGUUCCUACUAGUAGCUCUUGCAUUAGCCACAAAGUGCUCUUGUUUGUAUUUUAUGUUAUAGUAAAUCAUGAGUCAUUUUACAUAGAAACAUAUAUGAACUUCGUUGCCACAUACUCUAGCCUAACUUCCAUUUUUCAAAAAUACUUUGAUUAUUUUUGUUAGUUUGUUUAACUGUAGCUGUAGGAUGGGAGGUAAUUAUAGGUGUUCUGGGUUUUUUUUUGUAAUAGUGAAAUCUAAGGGUUUUUUCUGAUUUCACACAGUCUUAUUUAAAUCUAAAUUGUCUGCUUUUUUUAUACUUAAACCAUGCCUAUUGUAGCCUGAUAAGCUAGUGAGUACAUAAACAAGUAUGUUUUGCCUGUAACUUUUUUUUAUUUUUUAAAGGCUAGCUUUGAAUGUAAUCAUUAGAUUUCAUGACCAGUGGCUUAUUUUUCAUGAGUAUUUGCGAGACUUUGAAUUAGAAUCUGAUGACAGCAAUGUAAAACUUAGAAUCCUUUGUCAUGUGUACAAAUUUUAAAUGCAUCUUAAAGUAGCAGAACCAUUUUAAAAUUACAUCUUAUCUCUCUUCUGUUUUUCAGUUUUGAUCUCUGAGUUCAGAUUUGAAAAUCCUUAAUGGGAAAAAAAAAAUUAUGAAAAGUUUCUCUUAAGUUAACCUGGACAAAAAUUCUGAACUAGUAAUAUCACUGUCUGUUGCAAUGAAAAGGCUAGAACACCAAAAAAAGGUCUCAAUAAAAUCUUUUAAGUGUAAUAGUUUUAAGUGUAAAACUUUUAAGUGUAAUCAAGUUCUGUUUGGUGAAAAAUAAGCCCUGGACACUAUAUGUAGAAGAAUGUAAAGAUAUGUGUUAGAUGGUGACAUGAGCAGGUAAUGAAGUGUAUAUUAGUAGUAGAGCUUAGCAUGGGGUAGAGGUGAAUAUGAAUCAUUUUUAUUUUAAAAGGAAAAGAUGUAUCACUAAGUUGUCUGCAGGAGUUGACACAAGUUUCCAAAGAGUAUUUUAAAAUGAACAAAAUGAGCGUGAAUCAAACUUUCAAUAUAAGCUAAGAAUUUUUGUGGGGCUUUUGGGUUUUUUUCUGAUGAAAAAUAGUGUCACCAGUUAACACCUCUAUAAUUAAGGGCCUGUCACCAUUCUCAACAGUGAGCCUUUAUUUUCAAGGGUGUAUAACAUGACUAUAAAGAUACUGUAAGUGUGAAACUUAGUUUUGGAAAAAAACUCUCACUUAGCAGGGGCUUCUCCUGAGGAGAGAUUUUUUGGGGUUUACUGUUUUGUAUUUUUUUUCAAGACACUGAUUAUUUUUUAAGCUAGGAACAAAUCAGCAAAACAAACAAAAACCCCCAUGAUAUUACUAUUGCCAUUUGGAUUUCUUUUAUGCUUCAGAAAUAACUCUGGUUUAGGAUGAUGUAGAGAAUGAAAACUCUUAACCAAAUCCUAUUUUAAAAACUGAAGCAGCAGAGGCAGAGAUUUGAAAUUUGCCACUAUAAAUGUACAUUUACUACUUUACAUAAAUGUAUUAGUGUUUGAAAAACACAUAAUUUUAUGGCUUGUUAUGGGAUACAGGCAAGUUUUAAAAUAAUAAUUUUUAA
Messenger RNA from Motacilla alba alba, 3961 nucleotides. It is a transcript of the gene YAP1, whose product is annotated as Yes1 associated transcriptional regulator. Gene Ontology annotation, molecular function: transcription corepressor activity; protein binding; transcription coactivator activity. Lineage: Eukaryota; Metazoa; Chordata; Aves; Passeriformes; Motacillidae. The record is from RefSeq and is a predicted model, not a curated record. The transcript is spliced from 8 exons. Bases 359 to 1837 code for a protein of 492 amino acids. Gene Ontology annotation, cellular component: cytoplasm; nucleus. Gene Ontology annotation, biological process: positive regulation of transcription by RNA polymerase II; hippo signaling.